Molecule: messenger RNA, 1433 nt
Organism: Eruca vesicaria subsp. sativa (arugula)
Lineage: Eukaryota; Viridiplantae; Streptophyta; Magnoliopsida; Brassicales; Brassicaceae
Source: the annotation of a GenBank genome assembly
AUGAGAGUGAAGACUCGAUGUGAGUGGAAGCCUAACCUCACUGUACAUUAUGAGAAAUCUGGUUGUGAAAACGUGGAGGCUCCUGCGGUUUUGCUUCUUGGUGUUGGGUUGUCUCUCCCCACUCAAGAUCCUACUACUACUACUAGUUCUGUUACUAGUACUUCCGUGUCUGAAGAUAAUGAAUCGUUUUGGGGAUUUGGUGAUGAAGCUCAACCAUGGGCUGAUCAACUUGUAUACUCCCUUGAUCUCUGGAGGGAAAAAGUUCAGUAUAUUGUAGAAGAGGUUAUUGGUGAGCCAGUGUACAUUUGGGGGUAUGUAGCUCUCUACUUUGCAGCAACCCACGUUCCCAAAUCUUGGAAACAGCAGCCACUGAGACACAACAUCGAUGAAACUUCAGUAGUUCUUCCGGUUGCCCUGUUCAAAUCUCUCAGACAUUUCAUCUCCCAAGGUCGUCUCUCUGAAGGUUUCAGAGCUUUCUCUCUUCUCCUUGGUCGUCGUCACCAGUCUGGUUCUCAUGAAUUGGUUUUGCAAUCUGCUGCUUCCCUUUUAUCCACCUUCGUGGAGUUUAAUGAGUUUCUUCCAGGGCAGCAGAUUCAUGCUCAUUGUAUCUCCUCAGGUCUGGAGUUUGAUCAUGUUCUGGUCUCAAAGCUUGUUACUUUCUACUCUGCCUUUAAUCUCCUUCAUGAAGCUCAGACCUUUACUGAGAGAUCUGGCGGCGUUUUCCAUCCCUUGCCGUGGAAUGUGCUCAUCGGUUCUUAUGUUAGGAACAAACGUUUUGUUGAGGCAGUCUCUGCUUACAAGCGAAUGGUUAGUAAAGGAAUUAAACCGGAUGCGUUUACUUACCCGUCUGUUCUCAAGGCCUGUGGAGCGUUGCUUUGGAUAUGAAUAGUGAACCCUUUUUGAAUAUGAUAACGAGUAGGUGGUGAAUUAUCUGAUGCGAGGGUGGACUCAACCUCUAGUGUUUUUAUUGUUUUGUCUUGAUGCAUCAAAACUCUGUUUAGAACCAGGAGGAGUGUUCAGAGUUGGAUCUUUUAAAGGAAGAGAUUUCAAAGCUUCAAGAAAAACACUUACAACUACAGGGUAAGCGUUUGAAUCCUCUGAGCUUGAAAUAGCUGCAACACCUUGAGAAGCAACUAAAUUUCUCACUAGUAUCUGUGAGAGAGCGAAAGAACUAAUGUUGACUAAAAGACUUGAGGAAUCUCGGCUGAAGGAACAGCGAGCAGAGCUAGAAAAUGGACCUUACGUAGACAGAUGAGUGCAACCACUCUUUUAUCAUUUGUGUUGAAUCUUCUCCUAUCAGAUGAUAUUUCUUUCUCCUACUUCUAAUCAUCUUCUCUUUUGAAAUAUUUAAUUUAUUGAUCAACUCUGAAAAAAUAAAUGUACAACCUGUGGCCCUUUGUUUUGGGUUUUUAUUCUUAAAGGUUUAUAAACCA